GGUUGAUAAAAAGGGGAGAGGCUGCCAAGAGAUGGGCUUGAGUAGGAGGAGACUGACCUGCCAACAGCCAGCCUUGGAUAUCACUCUCUCAAAAGUGUCUGUGGUGAUCAGUGUGGUGGUGAUCAGAAGUUCUUAACUGUGAGGAAUAUGACAAACCUGAAGAUAUACCUGAGGAGGUAGCUACACCUGAAUCAGGGUAAAGAGGCGUGUGUUCCCAUGGAUGAUUCAAACCUGUCUAGCAGUGUUGAUGUAGAUAAAGGCUUUGCCAUUGCCUUUGUUGUCCUUCUAUUUCUGUUCCUAAUUGUGAUGAUUUUUCGGUGUGCCAAGUUGGUGAAGAAUCCCUACGAGGCCAGCUCCCCAACCACGGAACCAUCUCUGAGCUGAACUAUGAAAAAAUCUGAUAGACUCUCCAUCCCAGGAGAUUUGAAAUCUACUGUACAGAUAUUUAGGACCCAGACUUUAUAUUAUUUCACCUCUCUGUGUGUCAGACUUCUCAUUCUUGCAUUUCACAAUAGGCACAUGAGGGUGAGUUGAAAAUCACAAAAAGGAUGAAACACGAGCCAAUUUAUAUUGUUCCUUUUCAGGGAAAUGGUUACAAAAUAGGAUCGAGACAGGCUGAACUCAUUGAUUAAAAUAAGGCCAUGGGUUUCAACUCUCCAGUAUCAAGUGUCCUUAAGAUACAACAGUUAGACAUAACUGUAUGAUGUAAUGUAAUACAAUGAUACUUGGUGAGUCCUACCGAAAGCCAGAACUCCUAAAGGCAGUCUUAGGAGAUCCCUUUAGUUUAGCAAAUAUAAGGCCUGCAGGAACCAAUUGUCCUAUGAUAAGAGUCUAACAGGACCUUUAAAAAAAUUUUUUUUUAAUUUAUGCAUUUCUUUGAGAGAGAGAGAGAUGAGUGGGGCAGGAGCAGACGGGGAAGGAGAAAGAAUCCCGAGGAAACUCCGUGCUGAGCGCAGAGCCCUACUCUGGUCUCAGGCUCCAUAAGGGGCUUAAUUCCACGACCCUGAGAUCAUGAUCCCAGCCGAAACCAGCCGAAACCAGCCGAAACCAAGAGUCAGAGGCCUACCGACUGAUCCACCCAGGUGCCCCUAAUAGGAGCUUUUUAGUGUGUAUGGUUUUGUAAAAUCUGCUGCCUUUCUCAAGUGGGCAGAGCUCUGUGACAGAGGGGGAGUCAUUUAUCUUUAUUGAAUCCCUCAAUCUUUUUCACCCCACAACCCUUCUUCUAUAAAAUAACAUCUUGUAGAUUGAAAAGGGACCCUCCAAAAGAUACAACCAUGUCCUUAUCCUUGAAACCUAUGAAAGUGAUCUUAUUUGGUAAAAGGAUCUUUUUUUAAAUUUUAUUUAUUUGACAGAGAGAGAGAUCACAAAUAGGCAGAGAGGCAGGCAGAGAGAGAGAGGGGGAAGCAGGCUCCCCGAUGAGCAGAGAGCCCGAUGAGGGGCUCAAUCCCAGGACCCUGAGAUCAUGACCUGAGCUGAGGGGAGAGCCUUAACCCACUGAGCCACUCAGGUGCCACUGGUAAAAGGAUCUUUACAGAUAUAAUAAGGAUCUCAAGAUAAACAUCCUGGAUUAUCUGGGUGAGCCUUAAGACCAAAGACAAAUGUCUUUUAUAAAAGACAGUAGAGAAGAUACAGAAAGACAGAGGAAAACGCCCAUGUGAAGAUGGAAGCAGAGACUGGAAUCACACAACCACAAACUAAAGAACCCUUGGCUGGAACCACCAGAUGCUGGAAGAAACAAGGGAAUAUUUGUCUCAGAGCCUUUGGAGGGAGCUCAGCCCUGCCAACACCUUGAUUUUAUUUUUCUUUGAGAUUUUAUUUAUCCAUUUGAGAAAGCACGAGAGAGAGCAUGAGAGGGGAGAAGGUCAGAGGGAGAAGCAGACUCCCUCUGGAGUCUGGAGCUGGGAACCUGAUGAGGGACUGGAUCCUGGGACUCUGAGAUCAUGACCUGAGCUAAAGGCAGUCACUUAACCAACUGAGCAGGUGCCCAAACCUUGAUUUUAGAUUGCUAGCCUCCAGAACUGUGAGAGAAUAAAUUUCUGUUGUUUUAAGCAAA
Lutra lutra (Eurasian river otter) is the source of this 2053-nucleotide messenger RNA. RefSeq names its product cortexin domain containing 2 (gene CTXND2). The transcript has 3 exons. The record is from RefSeq and is a predicted model, not a curated record. Lineage: Eukaryota; Metazoa; Chordata; Mammalia; Carnivora; Mustelidae. The coding region runs from base 217 to 384 and encodes 55 amino acids.